Messenger RNA from Anopheles cruzii, 2815 nucleotides. RefSeq names its product WD and tetratricopeptide repeats protein 1 (gene adp). Gene Ontology annotation, biological process: negative regulation of fatty acid biosynthetic process. The transcript has 8 exons. Gene Ontology annotation, molecular function: protein binding. Lineage: Eukaryota; Metazoa; Arthropoda; Insecta; Diptera; Culicidae. The record is from RefSeq and is a predicted model, not a curated record. Gene Ontology annotation, cellular component: Cul4-RING E3 ubiquitin ligase complex; cytoplasm. The coding region runs from base 644 to 2551 and encodes 635 amino acids.
UAAACCAAAAGCGUGGCCGAAUUUGUGUGGAACGCAGUUGGCACGGCUGCUACGGCUGGGCAGUGCACCUCUUCGAGGAGGUCACAACUCCGCAGUCCGGUGGGGCCCACGGACAAUCAAUCGUCGGCGUAAUCGGCAGUCCGCAAGGGCUGUUGGGCGCUCAUCGAUCAACAAUCUCUCCAUCGAUCGUGGCCGAUUGCGAUUCGGGGGCCAAAACUGUGCGAUAUUCCGUUUGGUGAAACAUUCUGCAAGCAGGCUGUGUCCGUGAAGCAAAGUACAGUUGGCUGAAUGCACUUCUUCUCUUGUUUCUUCUAUCGCCGACGAAAGUGUGAUAUUGGUGUCCAGCACCAAACGAGAUGGAUGACUAUAAGGUGGAGUGCGAGUGAAAGAGACGGAACAUUUCAGUGUGAAGGUGCCGAGGGGAAAACGCGAACCGGCGAAGGUGGCACAUCUCCUGCUGCUGUCACGGUGACGUACUGUCGUCGUGUUUGAAAUCCUGUUUUUAUUCGCGGUUCGCAGCAUUUUUUGAGGAGCGCCAUUACGAGCGCGACAGGACGAUAAAUUUCCCAAUUAGGCGUAGUGACCAUAAUAGAAGCGCGGUGUUGUUGGGAGAAGUAACAGUCGCAUCCGAAAAACCAUCGCCAUGAAGCGAAAGCAGUAUGGCAGUGUUACGAAUGUAACGCAAAUGUUGGCCGACCGGCCGUAUUGGGACAUCGAGAGCGUACUGCGGAACCGGCUCCGAACCGCGCCCCAGUUCGUGGACAACAUCGAACUGGAGGUGGAGCUGAAAGGACACAAUGGAUGCGUGAACUGUCUCGAGUGGAGCGACACCGGCAGCAUCCUGGCCUCGGCUUCGGACGAUUUUCACGUCAUGCUGUGGGACCCGUUCCGGCACAAACGGCUCUACGAUCUGGUCACCACACACGAGGGAAACAUCUUUUCCGUGAAGUUUCUUCCAAAGCGUGGCUACUCACUCUUGGCGACCGGUGCCGGUGAUUGCAAAACGUUCGUGUUCGACGUGAACCGCCAGAAUGACUACCCGAUCCGGAAGUGUACCUGUCACAUGCAGCGCGUGAAGCGGCUGGAAACGUCGCCGAGAAGCAUGCAGCUGUACUGGUCCGCGUCCGAGGAUGGAACCGUACUUCAGCAUGACCUUCGCCAGCAGCACAACUGCGAUGGGCGCGAUGCGAACGUGCUGAUCGACCUGAAGAACUACAUCUUCGGCAUUCCGGAGAUCAAGUGUAUCGCAAUCAACCCGCAGCGGCCGGAACUGAUGGCCAUCGGAACGAACGAUAUCUACGUUCGGUUGUACGAUCGGCGGAUGAUUACCUUGUCCAAGCUCGCUGGCUAUGAGAUCAAUCAAGGGUCCGCCGUUACGGAGGACAAUAUUCCGAAGGAUGGGUGUGUGAAGUACUUCUCGCCCGGCCACCUUGGCUCGAUGGAGAAGGCCCUCGUGUACAACCAGAAAGCGGUCACGUACGUGACGUUUAGUCCCGACGGCACGGAGCUGCUGGCCAACAUGGGUUCCGAUCACAUCUAUCUCUACGACAUCAACAGUACCCGCCAUCCAUUGUUCCUACAGUUGCCAAAGCUUCCUGCUCCGGCUCCGAACGGAUCGACGAUGAACGGCAGUGUCGAUGACUGUGCCACCGGCAAGAGUGGCGGCGAAAAGAUGAAACACAAGUUUCCGCCCGACGUGGAGCUGUUGAAGAAGGAGGGCAACGCCAAUCUGGAGAAGAAUCAGUUCCUGCAGGCGAUCCACAAGUACACGCUCGCGAUCCGGAAAGCCAACAGCCAGGAUUGCGCCAUUCUUUACCUCAACCGUGCCACGGCACUGAUGAAACGCAAUUGGUACGGAGAUGUUUACGCGGCAAUCCGCGACUGUCACACGGCACUCGCGCUGGAUCCUCACUACGUGAAGGCACACUUUCGGUUGGCCCGGGCAUUGCUUAAAAUGGGCCAACUGCAAGAAUCGUUACUGUGCCUCGAGGAGCUGAUCCGUCGGUUUCCAUCGUACGCCAAAAAUCCGGGCGUGCUGAUGCUGGACAAGGACAUCGGCAUAGAGAUGGACAAGGUGCGCCACCGUCCGACUGAUAAUGGGACUGCUAACGAGGUAGAGUCUAACUCGGAAAAGGAGAAGCACUGGCGUUCGCUGGCCGUUGACUACGAGGACCGCUACGUUGGGCACUGCAAUACGAAAACGGAUAUUAAGGAGGCAAACUACUUCGGUGACUCGAACUACAUCGUGGCAGGCUCCGAUGACGGGAACUUCUUCGUCUGGGAUCGGAAAAGCGGAAUCAUCCACUCGAUCUAUCACGCGGACGAGCUGAUCGUGAACUGUGUGCAGCCGCACCCGCACAUCUGCCUGCUUGCCACGAGCGGUAUCGAUCACGAGGUGCGCCUCUGGUCUCCCCAGUCACCGGAGAAGGCACUGUCGUCCGUGCGGCGCAUCAAACCGAUCGCCACGGUCGUGCUGGAGAACCAAACGCGCAUGCAAUCGGAUCCGUUCGACUCGAUCGCACCGGAUCAGGCGAUCUGUCGGACUAGUUAGCUUUUAACGCAAUUGAUUGCCAAUCUACUACUUGUGAUUAAAGCUAGCAUUAAUAAAUUAUUCGCGAAGGUACGGUUUUUAUAGUGGCUCGUUAGCCGACCGCACCGAGACAUUGAAUGAUCCGUCGCAUCGUGAAGCCGAACGGAGCCGAAUAGCAUCGCUACACGACCACCAAUGACAGCGUUUAUGCCGCAGCUUUCGACAACCAGCGAAGCCCGAGAACGAUCAACGAGGGCCGAAAAAUUUCGGUUUUUUUUUAAUAUU